UCUGACCAAUCCCCGUAGCAGAAGAGCCUGCGUCACCGGCAAUUCGCGUCGUUGGCCAAUUCUACAAAGUAUCAACGCCCCUCAAAAAACCCCCAACGACAAAAUACACCACUUGCCACCUCAAUCAAUCCCAUCAUCAUGGCUACCACUUCUAUGGAUUACGAGGCCGCCAACGGCGACCGCUACGAUGACGAGGCUCCUCGUUAUGAGCGCGACAACCGCAGCGCCUCUCCUCGCCCUGCGCGUGAUGACGGCGACUCGGGCCGCCGUCGCUCUGCCUCCCCUUCUGGCAACGGCGACCGCGACCGCGACCGUGGCACCAAGGAUGAGACCGGCUCCAGGGGUGGCGAUGACGACGGCGCCAUCAACCCUGGCUCCAACCUCUUCGUCACUGGUAUCCAUCCUCGUCUGACCGAGCAGGAGGUCACUCGCAUGUUCGAGAAGUAUGGUGACGUCGAGAAGUGCCAAAUCAUGCGCGAUCCUCACACCAAGGAGUCCCGUGGUUUUGGCUUUGUCAAGAUGGUCACGUCCGACCAGGCCGAUGCCGCCAAGGAGGGUCUCCAGGGAGAGCAGAUCGAGGGUCGCACCCUGAGCAUCGAGAAGGCUCGCCGUGCUCGUCCUCGAACUCCCACUCCCGGCAAGUACUUCGGUCCUCCUAAGCGUGAGGGACGUGGUGGCAGCAGUGGUGGCCGAUUCAACGACCGUUAUGAUGAUCGUCGCAGAGGUGGCUACGGCGGCGGCGGCGGUGGCUACGGAGGCGGUGGCUACGGCGGCGGUCGUGAUGACCCCUACCGCUACCGUGGCUACGACCGCCGUGGCGGCUACGAAGACCGUGGCGGCGGCUACGAGCGCGGUUACCGCGAGGAUCGUGGCUAUGAUCGCAGCUACCGUGAAGAUCGCGGCGGCGGCAGCGCUGGCGGUUACGAGAGACGCGAGCGCGGAGGCGAUGACACCUACAGCAGUGGUGGUCGUGUCGACCGUUACGGCGGCGGACGUGACGACCGUGGCGACCGCUAUGCUCGCGGUGGUGAUGACCGUCGCGGCGGCGGUGCUGCCGGCUACGAGAGACGUGAGCGUGGCGGGGACGACACAUACAGUGGCAGUGGCGGCCGUGAUGGGCCUCGCUCCCGCGACGCUCCUGCUAGUGGCGCAGCCUACGCUGACCCUCCUGCCCGCUCUGAGGGCCGCGAGGCCUACGGAGGCUCUCGCUGAUUUAUACGCUGUUGAUGCGCCUGGUAAUGGCGACUGACGGUUCACCCCUUUCAUCUUUCUUAGUGCGAUCGAUUACGGCGGAUAUCCCAAAAAUUGCGUCUCAUGGAGUCCUUGUGCACUACAACUAGUCUGGAAUGGAACAAAAAAUGGGGUUUUUUAGCCUGC
This is a messenger RNA of Colletotrichum navitas, 1377 nucleotides long. RefSeq lists its product as uncharacterized. Gene Ontology annotation, biological process: positive regulation of mRNA splicing, via spliceosome. Gene Ontology annotation, cellular component: spliceosomal complex. Bases 139 to 1212 code for a protein of 357 amino acids. Gene Ontology annotation, molecular function: RNA binding. The record is from RefSeq and is a predicted model, not a curated record. The transcript has 5 exons. NCBI's taxonomy places the organism in Eukaryota, Fungi, Ascomycota, Sordariomycetes, Glomerellales, Glomerellaceae.